CGAACUACGCGUUCGUUACUGCUACGUGUCGCCGAGGUGCCGACGCCCAGCCAAUAAGAACUGCGAGCUAACCAAACGGCCACCGCCGACCGCCGCCGCGUCCGUGCCUUGCCGCCUUAUUCCGCCUCCGUCCGUCCGUUGCCCGCGUGACGGCAUGGGCUGCUCGUCCUCACGUCCAGCCACUAAUGCUGGAGGGGUGAGCAAUAUCAACAAUGGAAAUUCAGAUACUGAUUCAAAGAACUUCCAAGUAAAGUUGGUAUUACUUGGAGACUCUGGUGUUGGUAAGAGCUGCAUCGUUCUUCGCUUUGUACGUGGCCAGUUUGACCCUACUUCCAAGGUAACUGUUGGUGCAUCAUUUUUGUCACAAACAUUGGCAUUAGAGGACUCCACAACAGUGAAGUUUGAAAUAUGGGACACUGCUGGCCAGGAGAGGUAUGCUGCCUUGGCACCUCUUUACUACCGAGGAGCUGGUGCUGCAAUUGUUGUCUAUGAUAUAACCAGCCCAGAGUCAUUUAACAAAGCACAAUACUGGGUGAAGGAACUUCAGAAACAUGGCGGUCCUGAUAUGACUAUGGCUUUGGUUGGAAACAAGGCUGAUCUGCAUGAAAAUCGUACUGUAUCUUCUCAGGAAGCACAAGAGUAUGCAGAAAGUAACAGUAUGUUCUUCAUAGAAACGUCAGCAAAAACGGCCGAUAACAUAAACCAACUAUUUGAGGAAAUCGCGAAGAGGUUGCCCAGGCCAACAUCAUCUUGAUCGGCGCAGGUUGCAUUUAAACAGCCUCAUUAAUGAGUAUGUGUAAUCUACACUAGCAUGGUGUCAGGUCAAGCCUUCUGUAUGCGAGUUGUUUGCAUAUGUAACUUCCAUGUAAAACUUGCAUGUUGUCCCAAUUGUGUCGAAUUCUGGAAAUAUAUAUAUUUCCAGUUUGGUCAAGUUAAACUGGCCGCAGCAUGUGCUCUGCACAAGCCAUUACACAUGGAAGUCAUAUGUAGGCGGCAAGCUGCUACUGCUGCAUUUCUAAUGCGAAAUAUGUACCCCAUUUCUAAUGUGAAAUCAAUUAUAUUGCAGAAUUGUCAGGACUA
Molecule: messenger RNA, 1080 nt
Organism: Phragmites australis (common reed)
Lineage: Eukaryota; Viridiplantae; Streptophyta; Magnoliopsida; Poales; Poaceae
Product: ras-related protein RABF1-like
Exons: 8
Coding region: 155-754 (199 amino acids)
Molecular function (GO): GTPase activity; GTP binding
Source: RefSeq, a predicted model, not a curated record